Molecule: messenger RNA, 8764 nt
Organism: Aptenodytes forsteri (emperor penguin)
Lineage: Eukaryota; Metazoa; Chordata; Aves; Sphenisciformes; Spheniscidae
Gene: CLEC16A
Product: C-type lectin domain family 16 member A
Biological process (GO): endosomal transport; regulation of autophagosome maturation; endosome to lysosome transport
Cellular component (GO): endolysosome membrane; late endosome
Source: RefSeq, a predicted model, not a curated record
AUGUAUCAUGUUUUGACUAAAAAUACCACAGUAACAGAUCACAACCGCAACCUGCUGGUGGAGACUAUUCGUUCUAUAACAGAGAUCCUUAUAUGGGGGGAUCAGAAUGACAGCUCAGUAUUUGACUUUUUCUUGGAGAAGAAUAUGUUUGUUUUCUUCUUGAACAUCUUGCGUCAGAAGUCUGGUCGUUACGUGUGUGUACAGCUUCUGCAGACUCUGAACAUCCUUUUUGAGAACAUCAGUCAUGAAACAUCACUGUACUACCUGCUCUCUAAUAACUAUGUAAAUUCUAUUAUUGUCCACAAAUUUGACUUUUCUGAUGAGGAGAUCAUGGCAUAUUACAUAUCAUUUUUGAAAACUCUUUCCCUGAAACUCAACAAUCAUACUGUACAUUUCUUUUAUAAUGAGCACACUAAUGACUUCGCUUUGUACACUGAAGCUAUUAAAUUUUUUAACCACCCAGAAAGCAUGGUCAGGAUUGCUGUUAGGACUAUAACUUUGAAUGUCUACAAAGUGUCAUUGGACAACCAACCUAUGCUGCAUUACAUUAGAGAUAAAACUGCUGUCCCUUAUUUCUCCAACCUCGUUUGGUUUAUCGGAAGCCACGUGAUAGAACUGGAUAACUGUGUGCAGACUGAUGAAGAGCACAGAAAUAGGGGCAAACUGAGUGACCUGGUAGCAGAACAUCUUGACCAUUUACAUUACCUUAAUGAUAUCCUUAUAAUUAAUUGUGAAUUUUUAAAUGAUGUGCUGACAGACCACCUACUUAAUAGGCUCUUUCUUCCCCUCUAUGUGUAUUCGUUAGUAAAUCAAGAUAAGGGUGGAGAGCGUCCAAAAAUAAGUCUCCAAGUUUCUCUCUACCUUCUUUCUCAAGUUUUUCUAAUUAUACAUUACUCCCCUUUGGUGAACUCAUUGGCUGAGGUUAUACUUAAUGGUGACCUCUCCGUGUUUUCUUCUAAAGUUGAGCAAGAUAUACAGAAAAACUCAGCAAAGUCAAGUAUCAGAUGUUUCAUAAAACCAACAGAAACACUCGAGAGGUCUCUUGAAAUUAACAAACAGAAGGGGAAAAAGAGGGUGCAGAAAAGACCCAACUAUAAAAAUGUUGGGGAAGAAGAUGAAGAGGAGAGAGGAUCUGAAGAUAACCAAGAUGAUCUAGAUAAAACUAAAGGUACAGAAGCGAGUUCAAAGGGCAUCAGAACAAGCAGUGAAAACGAAGAAAUAGAGAUGGUAAUAAUGGAGAGAUGUAAACUGUCAGAAUUGUCUAUCUCUACUGUGACAGAACAGAACACAACAGAUGAAGAAAAGAGUGCAGCUGCCUCUGGGAGUGAGAUAACAAACUGGAACAGGCUUUUCUUGAUUAUGGUCUAUAAUGCACUGGAUUGUUAAUGCACUGUUUGUGCUGAAGAUGAUUACUAUGCCCUCUUUGUGCUCUGUCUUCUAUAUGCAAUGUCACACAACAAAGGAAUUGACCCAGUCAAGCUGGAGAGAAUUCAACUUCCAGCUCAACAUGCUGAAGAGAGAAAUUCAUAUAAUCAUGUGCUUGCAGAAGGGCUCAUCAGGAUAAUGAAUUAUGCUGCACAACCAGAUGGAAAAAUCCGUUUGGCAACUUUAGAACUUGGCUGCCUGUUGCUGAAGCAGCUUGUGUUUUCUAAAAAUGGCAGCAUCAUAAAAGAUGUUCACCUUGCUUGCCUUGAGGGUGCAAGGGAAGAAAGUGUUCAUCUCCUCCGUCGUUUCUAUAAGGGAGAAGAAAUUUUUCUGGAUAUGUUUGAAGAUGAAUACCGGAGUAUGACAAUUAAACCCAUGAAUGUAGAGUACUUGAUGAUGGAUGCCUCAAUCUUGUUGCCUCCAACGGGGACACCACUGACUGGUAUUGAUUUUGUGAAAAGAUUGCCUUGUGGAGAUGUGGAAAGAACACGAAGAGCAAUCAGAGUUUUCUUUAUGCUCCGUUCGCUAUCACUGCACUUGCGAGAUGAGCCAGAAACUCAGUUACCACUCACAAGGGAGGAAGAUCUGAUAAAGACAGAUGAUGUUCUUGACUUGAAUAACAGUGAUCUAAUUGCAUGUACAGUCAUAACAAAGGAUGGGGGUCAAGUUCAAAGAUUUCUGGCUGUGGAUAUUUACCAGAUGAGUUUGGUUGAGCCAGAUGUUGCCAGACUUGGCUGGGGAGUAGUUAAGUUUGCAGGACUUCUGCAGGAUAUGCAGGUGACGGGAGUGGAGGAUGACAGUAGAGCUCUGAACAUAAUAAUUCAUAAGCCUGCCUCAAGUCCUCAUUCUAAGCCCUUCCCUAUCCUUCAAGCUACAUUUAUUUUUUCUGAUCACAUUCGCUGCAUUAUUGCAAAACAACGUCUUGCAAAAGGCCGUAUCCAAGCUCGGCGUAUGAAAAUGCAGAGAAUAGCAGCUCUCCUGGAUCUUCCUGUUCAGUCUUCAACUGAAGUUAUGGGUUUUGGACAUGGCUCUGCAGCUACAGCCCAACACCUUCCAUUUAGAUUUUAUGAUCAAUCACGGCGUGGUAGCAGUGAUCCUACAGUGCAACGCUCUGUUUUUGCAUCUGUUGACAAAGUUCCAGGCUUUGCUGUAGCGCAGUGUAUAAAUCAGCACAAUCCCUCACCACUCUCAUCACCAUCACCUUCCAGUGGCAGUGGGAGUACAGGGCGCUGUGAUUCAGUGACUGCAAGCUCAACAUCCACUCCUUCUGCUGCACAGAGCCCAUCAGAUGACACUUCAGCUCCAGAGCAGCCUCAGAUGACCAUUUCUGGUCAGACGAUGUUGACUGAUGAAACUCUUUCAGCUGUCUCAAAGUCUAGCAAGAAUACUGUAAAAAACAGUGACAUAGAAACAGCAAACCUGUCUCCUAGCCUGAUUCCUGCACAGCAGCCCACAAUAUCAUUAAUAACAGAUGACAAUACGGAUGCACUAAGUGUAGAGUCGCUUACACUGGUGCCACCAGUUGAUCCACACAGCAUUCGAACAUUCAGCUGCAUUCCUCAGUCCUCCUUGCAAUCUGAAGUUGAAGUUUGCAAGGUAAAAGAGGUAGAGGAAGAGCGUUCUGACUAAAGCCCACCUGCAGACUGUGAUAAACAGUGAAGCAAAUGCAACCAAAUUCUUCGUUGUUUUUUCUUUGGGAGUGCAGAUAUUUCUUGAAGCCUGAGGCCAUCUGGUCCGCAAGAAGAGGCCCACUGAUGAAAGAGAAUGUGGGCAGCUUUUAGAGUAAACAUCAGAUGCUCAGCAUAUUUAAACUGGAGAAGAAAAAAAAAAACUUUUGAAUCUGGACUGGUUGUUUCCUACCAAUUUCUGUUAUACAAGAACAUGAAAGUAUUUCAGAGCACCUACUUUCUUUCUAUUACAGAGUUCCAGCUGCAGGAACUACGUUAAUUGUAAAAGGUCUACAGUAUUAUGGCAAAGUGAAGAAAUUUUUGGAUACCGGGCUUCAGGAUAUUGUAUCAUUACUUCUCUGAAACUGGAGACGUACUAUUGACAAGAAAAAAUAUAUAUUGUAGUACAGAGAUAACAUUUCCAUUUGAGAUAUGGUGUGGUUUUCAGUUUGUUGUUGUUUUGGUUUUUUUGGUUUUUUUUUAAUCCUGAUCUAAUUCAUCUUUUGGAGUUCUGCAUGAUACCGGCAGGCUUGGCCACUUUCAGUGUUGUCUUCACAGGACUCCAGACUUCAAUAUUGUGUUUUCCACGUGUAAUAUUUAUUUCAAGGUUUGAUUCAAAGCAAGAUAUAUAUCAAACAAUUUUUUAAAACGUAAAAGCCUGAAAUAUAAUGACAAAUGCUUAUUCAAAUUAACAUAAGGGAUUUUUGAGACUACUUUAGUCUCUGCUUAACCAGCUACAGAGGAAUGUGAAAUUUUAAGAGAUUGUUAUAGCUUGUUUGUUUGCUUCUGACAGUCAAAUUGCUACACCUCUGAGGAAUAAUGAUGCCCUUUCUACUGAAGGACAACUUCUAGAAGCAGGCAGAAGCAGUUUUACUCUAAAGAGGUUUUUUUAAAUUUUUCAUCUUCAUGUAGGAAGAAGGUCACCACACCUAACUGAUAAUUCCUUUGCAAGUCUGAAACUCAAAAGGAAAGGUAUCGUGUGGGGUUUUUUUCCUAUCUGGGAUAGUAUCACAGUUAAACAACAUUGCUACAUAAAAGUGAUUCUGAGUUUAUGCUUGCCUUACUUUGCUUCCUAGAUCCUGAUACCAAGUUGACAGAAAGUAGUGGAAAAGUGUUGAUUAAAGUUCGGAAUGUUCUUUGCUGAUUUGAUACGUGAUUUAACAUGAAUGGAAUUUUAAGAUUUCUCAUCAAUUUCCAUGUGUGUUAAUUUAAAUUAAUAGUAAAAUGAGCAGAUUGUCAUUAUUGGUCUGCUCAUAACAUUGAGUGCUUUCUGGCUCUCAAAAGAUUGAAGACUAGUAUUUACUUAACUUGGUAUUGUGAUUUCAGUCAUCAGUGCAAUCUGUUUCCUCACUCUGUCUCUACUAACAUUGUUUUCAUAUCAAGUAGGUGAAUCUGAAAAGUUUUUACCUACUUCCCAGUCUCUUAUUGUACCUCUUCCUGGCUGUCAGAUGCAAUCCUUGAAGUGAUUUUAAAUAUUAUAUUUAUAUAUGAGAUUGACUAAUCCACAAGUAUAACUCUGCUUGCUUUUUCCAUUUCUUCCUUCACGUAAUAACUUAAUCUUUGUAAAAUGUGUAUAUAAGAUGUCUGCUAUUGAAUGCCAGCAAUUUUUUUUCUUCCCUUAUUAGCUUUUACAUGCAGUUUUGUUGAUUUCUAGUUUUCUGUGACUUCUACUUUGUCUCAAAUUGAAUUAACCAAUAUUCUGACCAUUCCAGAGUAGCCCAAACUCUAAAUGAAUUCUGAGAGUUAGGUGUCCUUGGCACUGCUAUGGAUGUGCCGAGGGGCACAUCCCACAUACGGGAUGAGAAUUUGGCAUUGCUGGAGUAAGAGCCUACCUUUUUUUUUUUUUUUUUUUUGGUCAUAUGCUUAGGGUGAGUUUACACUGCAGUCACUGUUGCAGCUAAUGUACAUGUACCUGAACAAGCCUAAGACAUCAGCAGCAAUUUGGGCACAAGGAGCACAUAAAUUUUUAUUAGCUGAACUGAUUGCAGUCUAGACUUCCUCUAGUAUGUUGCAGCAUUACACUGUAGCCCCAGUAAUAUUCUGAAGAUCAUUAUAAAAAAUGAUGCCUUACUUAAUUUGAAAGCAUUUUAUGUUAGUUGUUAACCUUAACUCUUGACCUAGAUUACACAAAAUGCCACUGUGCAGGCUGAGUUCUCUUAAAUAGAAUUAAUUUUAGACAGGAAAACCUUGAUCUUUCUUUAUCUAAUUUCAAAUUCAGUUCUAGCAAGAUUAGGACCAUGCACAAGGAGUCUUUUUAAUGGGUAUGCAUAAUCUCACCCGUGAGCCGUACUGCAGGAGAAAUGGGACAAAGGGAAAGAAAGCUGACUUUGUGCUUUUCAUUGCCUUUGAGUGGCUUUUAUAUCACAUGACCAGUUGUCUACUGAGAGCUUCACAGGAAAUGACUGAGAUAGAUACUAUUAUUAGGAAAAUAGAAGGCUAGGUCUACUAUCUAGGCUGCUGCUGGCAGGGCCUUGCUGGUCAAGGGGUAGUAAGGUGGGAUAUCUUUUAGCAGUUCUAUCAAAAGCUCUCUGCAAAGAUGGAAUUACACUAGGAAAGCUCUGACUGCACCAGCUCUACCAAUGUCGUGUUGUUACAUAAAUGCUACGACUGGUACAGACCAAGCUAAAUCUCUGAAUGAUUAUGCCACAGAAGCAAUUGAUUUUUUUACUUGUUUGCUUCUAAUAUUAAGGUAUAUGUGUAUACAAUUUGACUGUGCUUCAUGCUGCAUUAGGAGACUUCAGAAUGUAAAAGCUCUGGAGAUGCUGAAAUAAUCUGUCAUUAGCCAUCUUUUGUUUCUGCAAGUACGGUGUUAGUCAUCUCCAGUUCCUUGAAGAGUAUCGUGUCUAUAUCUCCCUUAUCAGAAAAACUCAAGGGCUGCUUCCUUAUUCCCCCUUUCAGUGUAAAAAGGAAACUCAACCAAGAAAGCAUUAGCACAUCAGCCACAAAUGUAAUUUUUUUCUAAACAAAAGUUGAUUUGAGUCAGUGUAACAUCACUCUUUUUAACCAAAUCCAAAUACCAAGUUGCAAAUGAGAGCAACAGCUAAACAACUGACCAUUCAAAAAGCUCACUAUUUCAGUGUAAUACUGUAGAGGGAGGUAGAGUCACUCUAAAAUAAAUAUAGCAAUGUUCCAGAGCAAAUGCCAAAAUUUUAGAGAGAUGCUAAAUUCUCAGUGUUUGUUUGUAGAGGCCAUGCCUAUCUUCAGCCAUAUUCUGUUAACAUGAAACAGUUGUAUUAUGCUCUUCCUUUGGAGAAGAGAAGCCAAAGAAGCCAAGGCAUACUGAAUGUUACUUUGCUAUUUUAUGGUCUAUGUGUCUCAUUUUAUCAAAUUUUACCAAGAUAUUACUUGUUUAACAGAACUGUGUUGCCUUCACUGUUAGGUCUCGCUGCCUCUUGCUGGUCCCCUUUGCUUUUCUGUCAUCCAGUGUACAACAAUGAACAAGACUUGAGCUUUUCAUUUGUGAAGAGAGUAAUGGUGGCGUACACUUGGUAAUUUGGUAAAGAAGGGAAGGGAAGGGAGGAAACACUAGUGCCCAAUUCUAAUGUCUGCUUCACCAUGGAAAUAAUGCUUUGCUUGCAGUGUAAAACUUGUGUGCAAAAAAAUAAUUGUUUUGCAGAAAUUCUUUGAUAUAGAAAGAAGCCAAAGGUUAAGCUUUCUGCACUUCAUUUUACAAGCUGUGUGGAUUAAACCAAAUUCAUUAGAAAUGUGGUCACAUAUAUUAAUACUAAAAGCUGUAUUUUGUGUGUGAAGUCAUGAAUUAUAUACAACAUAAGGACUGAGCUCACUUGUGUUUUCCGCUGCUAAUUCAUGAUAAACUAAAAUUCUGACUUCUUUUCCUUAAAUUAAGCUGAGCUUAAAAGCAAAAGAUAUAAAAUUACACCUGUUAAGAAGCUCAACGUUCUUCGCUUUACAACACAGUUGGAAUUUUCCUUGAAGUCACUUGGUGAGGAAAAAUUGGGAAUACCUUCCAGAAUUCAUUUAUUCUUUUGCAAUAUUGUUGCUAACGGACAGGUAUGUGACAUUCAAAAACUCUUCUUCCAUAUCCAGAAUUUAAGACUCAAAUCUAGAUCAGUAUUCAGAAUUUGUCAAUGUCCAGUGGUUCAUAUGAACCCUUUGCCCAAUAGAGACAGAAUACAGGGGGAAAUAAUGUUCCUUUGUGGAUAUGAAGUAUUCUUGUGUGUAGAAUUUUAAAACUGAUGGUUAAAAUAGUUUGUUUAUAGCAAAAUCAGCAAUCUUUAGGAUUGAUAUUACUGUGAUUUGUUUUUCUAAUUAAGCAGUAAGACAUGAGUGACUAUAAUUUCCACACUUACUGCAAGUGGCCUGGGAUGAUUACUUUAAGCAAUCUAGGAAUUCAAUAAUUGCCCUGCAAUUGGGUGUCAUUUUACUAGUAGUAAAUUAAACUUAAAACUGUAUGCUUGAAGACAUAUGUAAGCUAUCAGACAAGCAGGUCAAACUGUAUGUAUAAGUAUGAAGCCACUUCAUAAAAGUAAACACUUUAAUCACAUGGUGCUGUCAGUGCUGUAGUGUAAUCAGUCACUCUUUUUGCUGCACAUGUUAUAGGUAAAUAACUACAGAACAGCCUAAUGAAUAGUUUCACUAAUCUGCAUGUAGUACUCUUAAAAAAAAAAAAAAAAAAAACAACAACAAACAAAAAAACCCCACAAACCCACCAUGCUAAGCAUUCUGAUGUUGUCUUCGCUAACCAGCUAAAGUUAAAUGGGGAGUUGCUUUUAAAAGAACAUUGCACAGGCAGCUGUCGUCUAGGAAACUGUUUUAAUCCUAUAGUUGAAUCAAAGAUUUGCGAAGAGACAUCAGAUGGGGGCAUCAGUGAGAUCUAGGCAUUUUGCCUCAAAGAUAAUGAGUCUCCUUGAUGAGUCUCCUACUUAUUUUCAGGCAACCUACUGCUAGGCAUCUAAAUAUAUGUUGGAAAUUCUCUUCCUAACUGUUACUGUCACUCUUCUUGAAAGAGUUUUUUGGUAUGUCACUGUUUAACCAUCACUGGCCUACCCUGGGAUAUCACUAACCUGGGCACUGCACUUUUAUUAUCUAGAAGUCUUUGAAGUGGUUCUCCUGUACUUGCCUGCUCUGUUGCUCUGACCUUUCCCAACAUUUGCAGCAUGAAUUAGAAACAAAUAAAAUGACUCGUACUGUCUCCUAAUAAUAACUCUUACUGUCUCCUAUUGGCUUCUGAAAAGCAGAUGGUGAUCCAAGCAGGGCUUGCUAGGGUGGGAUGUUUUUAGGGGAUGGGAGGGCGGAAGUGCUUGGGUUUUUUUCCUGCUGCUCAGCAUUUUUUGAGCAGCAAUAAAGACAUGGGGGAUGCAGUUCUGGACUGAGUCUCAAACAGAAGGUUCUUUCAUAUGGAAACAUAUUUUUAUAUUACAUUUGUACAGAAUUUUCCCUAUUUUGAUCUCCCAAAAUUUUUAGAUUUGCGCAUUGCUCAGAUUUUUUGUUUUGCAAGGUGUUAUAAAAUAUGUACUUUAUGUUUAUUAAUGUUUAUUAAUGUAUUAUAAAUGUAAAGCUAAAUUUUGCUUGUCUAAUAAAAGUGCACUGUAGCGGUAUCUGUUUUAUUGUUUUGCUGACUUGAAUUCAUUUUUUCUUAAUAUGAAAAGGAAAUACUUGAGUCAUUGUUAUGACUGUCUUGUUAGAAUAAAUGUGUGGAGUGCAUUUAUUUA